UAUCGCGUGCGUUUAUAUAUGGUCCCUAGUGUUUCAUGGUAACACUCCCAUCAGUGGGUAUAAUUAAAGUAGUAUUUGUGGUUUAGUUGCUGGAUACAUUUUGUUGACCGUACAAGUUACUUUUAAAAGGAGCCGGAUGGUUAAGUUAGAUAGCAGCAAACUAGCUCGCAGGGCUAGCAUAGUAGGGUUUGACUUGCAUUUGAUUGUGUCUCUAAAUCCCGCCUGUGCUUGUUUCGUACUGGCGGAGACGGGCUGGAGUCAUGUGACGUCGCUACCAUUGAAGCCUGUAAUUGGCUGAGCUAUGUGUCGAUCGUGUUUUCACCACUUGUUGCUAGGGAGAUUGUUUGAUAUCCUCGGGGGCGAAAGUAAAUAUUAGCAGGCGCACCUGUCACUUUUUGAGCUAAGCAGAGAUGCGAGACUAUAACUUAAUGCUGCGGCCCGUCUCCUCAUUGUUACUUCAUGUUGAUGAAGAUGAAACUGGAAAAUGAGAACCUUAUGAGGAACAUACCCUGAGAAGUGGAACCUGAUUUUGGAUCUUAAACUCCUCUCAAACUUACUUUUGAAGACCCCUUUGCCCUCUUCAGUCACUUUUAUGUUUGUAUUUCUGUUUCCCUCUUUUAGUGUUAGCAAAGAUUUAUUGAUCAAAGAAAGUUGGCCCAAUUUUCAUUUUUAUCUUUUGCUUUUAUUUUUUGUUCCGUUGUAAAGAAAUGCUUUACCUGAAAAAGUACUUCACAGAGGGCCUGAUUCAGUUCACCAUCCUUCUGAGUCUCAUUGGGGUGCGGGUGGACGUUGACAGCUAUCUCAGCAAUCAGUUGCCCCCAUUAAGAGAGAUCAUCCUGGGGCCUAGCUCAGCCUACACCCAGACACAGUUUCACAACCUCCGCAACACGCUGGACGGUUAUGGGAUCCAUCCAAAGAGUGUGGACCUGGACCAUUUUUUCACUACCCGACGGCUGCUAAACGAGGUGCGCCAGCUGGAUCGCCUCUCUGUGCCCAGUACUGAGCUCAACACCUGGCUGGUGCAUCGUGACUCUGAGUCUGUAGUAUCUGCCAGCAGUCAGUCCAGCUCCAGCAUAACCCUGGACAAUGGGGCCGGCUUAGAGGACAUUAACAACAUUGAAGUUACCCCGGCCAUGAGGGGAGGAGGUGGAGCACCUGAAUCUACAUACAACUUGAAUGCAGCCGACAGCGGCCUGGGAGCUGGGGCCCCAGAAGAAAACCAGGAGCAGGGCAACAGAAAUGGCAACGACGACCUCACCAAAGAGGACAUUGACUUGAUUGACAUCCUAUGGCGACAGGACAUUGACCUUGGUGCAGGAAGAGAAGUGUUCAGCUACACCAACCGUCAGAAGGAGACCGAGGAAGAGAAGUCCAACCCUCAAGAGGACAAAGAUGGAAAAGAGGAACAGGAGAGCUGGAGGAAUGGCGUAAAUUUACAGGGAGCUAAGCCGGUAGACGGGGAGACGGGAGAGAGCAUACAAGAGCAGCUGCCAGGUCUUGGCUCACAGACUUCACUGUCACUACAGGAGUGCUUGAGACUGUUGGAGGCCACGUUCCCAUUUGGAGAAGAAGCCGAGUUCCCAGUUCCGGUUGUUAACCCAGAAAUUCCAGUUACCAGUGAAGAGGCUCCUUCCACGUCUCAGGGCCUCCUCCUGGCACCACAGCUUCCUCCAGCCGAGCCUCAGUUAGACCUGGAGCAGCAGUGGCAGGACAUCAUGGCCAUUAUGGAGCUGCAGGCAAUGGAAGUGAACAACACUUCGCUCCAAACCACCUCCAGCAGUGGAAGUCCCACUAACGGAACGCCUGAGCCCAACCCCGCUGGAACCUUUGGGCUUUCCACGCGUUCAACACCCAUAAACCAGGACGUCAGCCUCCACCAAGCCUCCCUCCCCAGCUGCAGCCAGGACUUCCCACAUGUUUUCACCCCCCAACUGGACUCUGUUAGCAGCACUCCAAGAACGAGCAUGCUCAGGCUUUCCUCCAGCAACUCCACCAACAUCAACUCCACGUUUGGAGCCACCAACCUGACUGGGAUCUUUUUGCCCCCAGUAAACAGUUCUAGUAACAUUACAUCCACCCCUAACCUGUCCGACCCAUUCACCACCCUGCUGGAGGAGUCCAUGCUUGAUGAAAUCAGUCUGCUGGACCUGGCCAUGGAGGAGGGCUUCAGCCAGGCCCAAGCCUCCCAGCUGGAGGAUGAACUUGACUCGGAUUCUGGUCUCUCCCUGGACUCCAGCCACAGCCCGGCCUCCCCGAGUAGCUCUGAGACGUCUUGUUCAUCUGCAGCUUCUUCCUCCUCAACUUCGGCCACCUUCUCUGAGGAGGGGGCCGUGGGCUACAGUACUGACUCUGAGGUGGCCACUGCAGAGACGGAGGAGGGGGCAGUCGGGGGUUACCAGCCUGAGUUUAGUAAGCUCUGCCGUAUGAGCUACCAGGACCCGUCCCAGUUCCACAGCCUCCCUCAGCUCGACGGCAUCAGCCACAACCACACCUACAACCUGCCACUCUCCUCCGCCUUCUCCGAGCACCCAGAGCUUCCCGUUCCAGUUGGGAAGAAGACGGCUCGUGACAAACACAACUCAAAGCUCCAGCCUUCUCAGGACCUGCUCGACAAACACGCGAGUCGUGAUGAGCGGCGAGCCCGGGCCAUGAAGAUUCCUUUCUCCAAUGAAAAGAUCAUCAACCUCCCUGUUGAAGAGUUCAACGAGCUCCUGACCAAGCACCACCUGAGUGAAGCCCAGCUGGCCCUCAUCAGGGACAUCCGCAGGCGUGGCAAGAACAAGAUGGCUGCCCAGAACUGUCGCAAGCGCAAGCUGGAGACCAUCAUUAACCUGGAGCAGGGCGUUCAUGACCUGAGACGCGAUAAGGCCCGUCUGCUGAAGGAAAAGAUGGAGUUCAUCCGCUCCAUCCGGCAGAUGAAGCAGAAGAUGCAAACUCUGUGCCAAGAGGUUUUCAGUCAGCUACGGGACGAGGACGGUCGGCCAUAUUCCUCUAGCGAAUACUCAUUGCAGUACAGCGCCGACGGCAGCGUGCUGAUCAUGCCCCGCAACGUGACAGCAGCUCAGCAGAACCGUAAACCCGAGAAGAAACAGAAAGACAAAAAGAAGUGAGGGCGGACAGAUUCCUGUUUAUUUUAUCACUUUGCUAAAUCCGUAAGAACGGUUUGCGCAGAUAAGAGAGAGGUGCCCUUUUCCUUUAAGAAGAUUCUGUUGAGGAGAAAAAAAUGGCGUUGACUUCACCUCCUGCGUUAGUUUCCCCCUUUUCAUUCUGUUCCUACAAAUUUUCCUGGAAACGUCUCUGAAGCAGAAAUAGCUCUUUGUUUGAGUACCAAUGUUUUAUUCUUUAGACAAGAAAAGGAGGAGUAUAAAGGACAAAAACCGAGCUACUAGAAGAAGAAAAAAAAUAGCUGCUUUUGUUCCUUUUGCACCAAACCACUAAAGAUGGAGGUUUGUAGGGUGAAAGACGGGCUGCUGUCGAGAGACAUGGAGAUUAAUGAACACCGGAGAUGGUUGGAAUACCUAUGCACCGAUGGUUUAAAGGACUAUCAGAUCCCAUCCCAUCCUGGAACCUUAGUGGUAAUUAUUUUCCUUUUAUAAUUACCAAUGCUUUUGAGUUGCAGAUCUUCAGGCAGAGCAUCAUCUACAGUUGUGAGGGUUAAAGAUACCAAAGGCUAAAGAAGGCCAUUGCUUUAGGAUGCCAUUAACACCUUUACUAACCAAAGGUUGGUCGGUUCAUCCCCUGAUCUUUUUGAUACAGAAGCGCUCAGACACUGCACUCUUGUUCUCUAGGUUUCUACUGCUAGUUCUAGUAUUUGAGUCUGUUUGUUGGUGGCGUCUAGGUUUUAAAAGCCCCUAAGAGAAUCAGCAUUGACGUUUGCACAUCUGAUGUUGGGAUGGGAAGUGGGAGGCUGAGCAUUGUCCGGCUGCUCAGAAGCCUGGAGGGGUAAGUCCUGCAAGAGGAGCGGGAUGUUUUUGGGGCGGAGGCCCACUGCGUUGCAAAAUGUAUUAACUUCCUUAUAAAUUAUACAUAGCACUGUAAUUUGUCUUUAAAAGGCUUGGCUGUAUGCAUUUUGCCAUGUCUGUUGCUGUUCCUUUGCUGCAGGUUUAAAUACGGGAGCUGCAUUUACGAAGGCUCUUAUAAACUGUUCAUAAUCUGUAGUAUAAACAAGGUUAUAGGUCUGUCAUCAGCCUCUCCCGUUCGUUGGUAAAGUGGAGCUUUUAACCACGAGGAGCUCCAGAAAGUACUGUAAUGUUUCAGCCAAGUCCAGCCGUCACGGAUCACGUUUGUGGGUCGUUUUCUUCAACAUGACGCCGGCUAAGCUGAAUCCGUAGCGUAGGCAAACGUAUUCCAUUAAACAAACUCAUUUGCCAACUUUAUCCAGCCGAAAGCCACUUUUUUUUAAACUGCUGUAAAGCCGAGCCGUUGGCUUUGAUGUUACAAGUCCUACAUUUAAGUGUUUGUGUUGACAGAGAGAGCCCUGUUAGAUGAGAUCAAAGUUAAGAAUGUGUGUGUGGCCACUUUAAUAUGAAUGCCUUUAUUUAAUAAUAAUCUAUCUAAAGGGUUUGAGAACAGUCAGAACGUUCUCAGAGUAGAAGUGCUGUUACUCGUCUGUCUGAAUGAAGUCUGUCGGUGCGUGCGUGUUUUAUCGCUUUCCUAAAAAACUGGAUCUGUUGUUGCAGCUUAGGUUCAAAUAUUUACUGGAGGCUGAACAGAUCAGCAUUAAGACAUCGUUCCAAAAAGAUUUGAAAGGAGAAUUGUUCUUAAUGUGAUAUUCAGGCAUGAAUCUCUGGUUCACUUUAACGUAACCCAGUGCAACACAAAUCAUUAAGUACUGCUACUAAUUAGUGCACUUUUCUGUCUGUCUUGUUCUGUAAAUAUUUUCAUGUUUGUGUUCGUUUUGAUUCAUGUAGUUUGUCAGAUGUCUCCAUAACAGGCUCACUAUUGAGUUUGGAUGUAGUUCCCCGUUUUGAGACAUGUACCGGCAAUCAAAUUGUUUCUAUUGAUUAAUAAAGUUUUUAUUUUCACCUGUGA
Nothobranchius furzeri (turquoise killifish) is the source of this 5031-nucleotide messenger RNA. Lineage: Eukaryota; Metazoa; Chordata; Actinopteri; Cyprinodontiformes; Nothobranchiidae. The record is from RefSeq and is a predicted model, not a curated record.